GGUCAGAGACUGCAAACAUACUACAGGAGAUGAUCAGUGACUGCAGACAUACUACAGGAGAUGGUCAGAGACUGCAAACAUACUACAGGAGAUUAUCAGAGACUGCAGGAAUAAUAGAGGAGAUGGUCAGAGACUGCAGACAUGAUACAGGAGAUGGUCAGAGACUGCAGACAUAGUACAGGAAAUGGACAGAGACUACAGACCUGCUACAGGAGAUGGUCAGAGACUGUAGACAUACUACAGGAGAUGGUCAGAGACUGCAAACAUACUACAGGAGAUGGUCAGAGACUGCAGAAAUAAUACAG
This is a messenger RNA of Staurois parvus, 305 nucleotides long. The record is from the annotation of a GenBank genome assembly. Lineage: Eukaryota; Metazoa; Chordata; Amphibia; Anura; Ranidae.